AUGGCACCUGGCAUCCUUACUAAUGACCUCAAUGAGGAACUUCACUACAGCGACUCUUCGCUCGAGGGAUAUGUCCACACACAAUCCCACGCUGCAAGGACGGGUGACACGGAUAAACUUAAGCCCCUCGCAAUUGUCGGGCUAGACUUCAGAUUCCCUGAAGAUGCUACCUCCACAGAGGGACUGUGGGAAAUGCUGUUGGAGAAGAGAUGUGCGAUGACAGAGUAUCCUAAGGAUCGCUUGGAGAUAGACUCUCUCUAUCACCCGGAUACUCAACGACGGGAUACCAUCGCAAAUCGUGGAGGCCACUUUUUGAAGGGGGACCUUGGCGAAUUCGAUGCAUCCUUCUUCUCCAUCUCGCCAGCUGAAGCAUCGGGAAUGGAUCCCCUUCAUCGCAUCUUGCUUGAGACAACAUACCGAGCCCUGGAAAAUGCCGGGAUACCGAUGGAGUCUAUCAAAGGGACCAAAACCUCCGUACACACGGGAUGCUUUACACAUGACUACGAGACGAUGAUGAACUCGGAUCCUUUGUUUAUGUCCAAGUACGCCGCGACUGGCACAGCACCGUCCAUGAUUGCGAACCGACUGAGCUGGUUUUUUGAUCUUGCGGGGCCUAGCAUCAGUGUGGAUACUGCUUGCUCCAGCAGUAUGGUUGCUUUUGAUCUUGCCUGUCAGGGUAUCUGGAAUGAGAACGCUACCAUGGGCAUAGUUGGUGGUUGCAAUCUAGUAUACACUCCUGAAAUGAACCUUGCACUCUCCAACAUGGGCUUUCUUUCUCCGGACAGUCUGUGCGUGAGCUUCGAUGCUUCCGGUAACGGGUACACGAGAGGAGAAGGCUUCGGAGUUCUGAUAGUUAAGCCCCUGGAAGAUGCCAUUCGCGAUGGUAACACUAUUCGUGCCAUUGUACGCUCGACAGGCUCUAACCAGGAUGGCCGGACACCCGGAAUUACCCAGCCCAGUCGAGAUGCACAGGAACGGUUGAUUAGAGAUACAUACGAAAAGGCAGGGUUAGAUAUGCAGGACACAAGAUAUGUGGAGGCUCAUGGCACAGGUACUGCCGUAGGCGAUCCUAUUGAGUCGGCAGCUAUCGGAGCUGCCUUUCGACGAUACCGUUCGGCCGACGACCCUUUAUAUAUCGGUGCGGUGAAGAGUAACAUCGGUCACCUUGAAGGUGCCAGCGGGAUCGCUGGCCUGAUCAAGACAAUUUUAGUCUUAGAGAAUGGUACAAUUCCACCAAUCGCGAAUUUCAAGACUUUGAACCCGAAGAUUGAUGCCGAAUACUUGAACCUUGAGUUUCCUAAAGAAGUCGUACCGUGGCCAACGACUGGCUUACGCCGUGCAAGCAUUAAUUCAUUUGGUUUUGGUGGUGCCAAUUCUCACGCAGUCCUCGAUGACGCUUAUAACUACCUUCGAAUCCACAGCUUGAAGGGCAAUCAUCGGACAGUGGCACAGCCUCCCACCAUUGAAGCGUUAAGGCAUCCCUCGAAAUUAGCUUUACAUCCUCUCAGUGACUCUACCUACCAUACAGUCCUUGGGAGUCAGUCAAAGACCGCACUGACCACCCCAAAGCUUCUUGUAUGGUCAGCAGCAGAUGAGGAUGGGCUGAAGCGUCUAGCGACAAGCUAUCGAGAACAUUUCUCUAACAUCCAGCUAACUGACGAUCAGUUGGAGGGAUAUAUGAGGAACUUAGCUUAUACACUGACUGCUAAGAGGAGUUCCUUGUCCUGGAAGGCUUUUGGGAUUGUCGAUUCCAUUGAGAGCCUGAAAAAAGCAUCGCUUUCUAAGGCGAUCCGCUACAGUACAAAGCCGGAUCUGGGUUUCAUCUUUACAGGUCAAGGAGCACAAUGGUAUGGCAUGGGCCGAGAGCUGGUUGCGUUUCCCGCCUUCGAGGACAGUCUUCUGGACGCAGAAAGCUUUUUCCGUCAGUUGGGAUGCUCAUGGUCUCUGACAGAAGAGCUUUUCGCGGACAAAGGGUCUUCCAGAGUCAAUGACCCCGAGUUCAGCCAGCCGUUGUGCACUGCUAUUCAAGUGGCUGCCGUCGAUCUUCUCCAUAGUUUCGGAAUCUCUCCUGCCGCCGUGGUGGGCCACAGCUCGGGAGAAAUCGCUGCUGCGUAUUCUAUUGGGGCUAUUUCGUCUAAGUCAGCAUGGAAACUGGCAUACUAUCGAGGCAAACUUGCAGCCAAGUUAGCGAAGACUAGGCAAGUCGCCGGAGGUAUGAUAUCCGUGGGCCUCUCCGUGAGCCAGAUCGAGCCAUACUUUGAUGUCCUAGCUUCUCAAUUCACUAAACCACAAGUUGUGAUUGCUUGCAUCAACAGCCCUAUUAACGUCACUGUUAGUGGAGAUGCAGAGCAGAUCGAUGCACUCGAACUGCUUCUCCAAAAAGAUCAGGUCUUUGCACGGAAGCUCAAAGUCAACGUGGCAUACCAUUCCCCACAUAUGAAUGAUAUCGCCUCAGAAUAUCUACAGGCUGUCAGAGAGCUUCAGAAAGGUCAGGGACCGCUUGGGGCUCCUGCCAGAGUCAUGGUGUCCUCUGUCACUGGCCAACGGAUCACGCCGGAGGAGCUAUGCAAGGCUGAAUACUGGGUCAGGAAUAUGGUUUCCCCGGUGCAGUUCACAGAGGCAUUGAGCUUCCUCUGUUCACAAUCGGGAAAGACUAAGACGAAGAAGAUUGGGGGUGGACAUCGGAACGCGGUCAAUGUGACACGCCUGAUGGAAGUGGGACCGCAUUCCGCGCUGCAAGGACCAACGAGAGAUAUUUUGAAGUCUAUCGGGAAGACCGGAGAUAUUGCCUAUAACUCUUUACUGGUGCGGAACGUUCCAGCCACAAGCACCGUCCUGGAGGCCGUGGGGCAUCUGUAUUGCGCCGGCUACCCUGUCAGCUUGAACGAGGUGAACCAGCUCGGGAAAAACACCUCGAACUUGGUCACUCUGUCAGAUUUGCCACCAUACCCGUUUAACCAUUCUCAAGCAUACUGGCACGAGAGUCGCUUCAGUAAAGCUCACAGGCUUAGGAAGCAUCCUCGACUGGACUUACUGGGUGCCCCUGUGCAAGACUGGAACCCGCGCGAGGCGAGAUGGCGGAACGUGAUACGGGCUAGCGAAAUUCCAUGGGUUGAGGAUCACAAGAUUAACGGAACCACGCUUUAUCCCGCAGCUGGGAUGUUGGCAAUGGCCAUCGAGGGUGCCAACCAGAUUGCAGACAAGCCAGAGAAUAUUGCCGCAUUCAAACUCCGGGACGUUUCGUUUCAGAGGGCCUUGGCUAUACCUGCCGGUCCAGAGGGCAUCGAGACAAUGUUCUACCUCCGGUCUGUUCAAGAGAGUUCUGACAAGGAUCCAUCGUGGUCAGAGUUCCGCCUAUUUACGGUUAAGGACGAUGAUUGGGUUGAACAUUGCCGUGGCGCUAUCCAGAUCGAGUAUCAAAGCGAGGCCCAGAAUGCCGUGGACAAUGGAAAGGAAGCAAGGAGCAUCGACUUCGCACUGAGGAAAACGUAUAUGGACAGCGUCGCUACUUCAAUGCACGCUGACUCGGAUUACAUGUACAGUUCCUUGGAUCGCCAUGGUCUGAGUUACGGCCCAUCAUUCCGGUCAUUGAACCAGAUCACCUACGAUGGUAAAGGAGGCGCUACCUCCAAUGUUGCUCUUUUCCGGGGCUCUCAGGAUACUAAACAUCCAACCCAGCCCCAUGUAAUCCAUCCCACAACCUUGGAUGGCGUUCUGCAACUGGGAAUUGUGGCCAUGAUGAACGGUGGAAAAACACCAAUCCCGAGCAUGGUUCCGACGCGUAUCAACAAACUCUGGCUGUCAAAGGAUGGCUUGAGCUAUCUCGAGUCAGAUUCCGUUGUUAAAGCUCAUGCAAAGUCACAGUGGGAAGGCCGCCGAGGGCUGACGUCUUCCCUCUUUGUGCUUGGAGCGAACAACUGCCGUCGUAUGUUUAUCGAUGGGUUCGAAGCAACGGCUAUUGCCAACCAGGGCGAGGAAAGCUCACCAAGUCAAAGGCAGCGGCAAAGUUACUACUAUAUUGGUUUUGAACCUGACAUGGAGGUAAAUACUCCACUAGAGAUCCAGGGCUAUCUGGAGAAAAGGGGUAAAAGUUCUCCUGAAAAACUCAAGGGCUAUUUUGAUCUACUUGGUCACAAGAACCCUAGUUUAAAAGUGCUCGAGAUAGGCGGAGAAACAUGUGAUAUGACAGAGCUUGCCCUUAGUUCCUUUGCACCUCGUGACGAGGUUGAGCCGUGCAUCCCUAGAUAUGCACAAUAUGACUUCAUCAGCAGCACUGAAUCACUUCUAGAAGCAGUGCGAGACAGGCUCAAGGACCAGAAGGGGCACAUAGGGUUGAAGGCCCUAGAUAUCCAGAAAAAUGUGCGGGACCAGGGAUUGGAAUUAGGAGUAUACGACCUGAUUAUCGCAUCAGAGCAGGGCAUUACUCCUCUUCCUGAUUCCAAUCCAGCGAUACAAAACAUGCGAAGUCUUCUUAAACCGGAGGGCAAACUGGUACUCUAUCGAGGAUCCCCACAGGAGGCAAAACCUUUGCCUGCCGGCGAUUGGCACAAUAUUCUUUUGGAAAAUGGAUUUAGUGGGGUUGACAUCGAUCUACAGGAUAAUAUUAUUUCUACUGCCUUGACAGCUGAGCCAUCAGAUAAGCGCCCUAUCCGCAACGUUGUAGUUGUUGCUGAGGACAACUCGGCGGUUCAACAGGAUAUUGCCAAUCGCCUGAAUGAUAUACUGCAGAAGUCAAGUCUGGUACGGUACGAACAAUAUGAGGUUGUUUCCCUCUCAAAGGCCGCCUCCAUGGAACGUUCCGAUGAGAACGUCUACAUCGUCCUCCUCGAAUUGGAAUAUCCAGUCCUAAACGCCAUGAGGGAAGGAAUUUAUACAACCAUACAGAAGCUUACCGGUUCUGCAAAGCAUAUCGUCUGGGCCACUCGCACAGUAGAGCAGUCACCAGACUUUGGAGUAGUGCAAGGUCUUUCUCGUGUCCUUCGCACCGAGCACUAUCCGCUCAAAUUCGUUACACUAGCUCUUGAAGGCCACAAUCCCGCAUCGCAGGCGGAGAAUAUUGCUCGUGUGCUUACCUCGACCACUUGCAACACGGCCGACACAUACGAACCGGAAUAUGUCGAGCGGGACGGAAUGCUCCACGUGAAUCGAUUGGUAGAAGCCAACAAGCUGGGACGAAAGAUUACUGCCAAGGAGACAUCUCAUCAUGUUAAAGUUCAAACCAUUAGCCAAGCACCACCCUUGAAGCUUCAUGUUGCCUCUCCAGGACUACUUGAUAGCCUUCACUUCCUCGAAGACGACAGUCAUGAGCUGCCACUCGCUCCGGAUGAAGUGGAAGUUGAGGUGAAAGCAGUUGGCAUCAACUUUAAGGACUGUUUAGUUGCCCUAGGACGUGUUGACCAAGCUACCAUCGGGCUGGAGUGCGCUGGUAUUGUGCGCCGCGCCCCGAGAGACUCCCAUUUAAAGAUAGGAGACCGCGUCGCCGCCUGUAAAACCGGAAGUUUCCAGACCUACGUGCGCUCUCAGCAGGAAGGAGUUGUGAAGAUACCGGAUACUCUGUCAUUUGCUGAAGCAGCGGCGAUCCCGACAAACUUUGCGACUGCAUAUCACGCAUUGCACGAAGUCGCACGACUGCAGCAUGGAGAAUCCGUGCUUAUUCACUCGGGAGCUGGAGGAACUGGUCAAGCUGCUAUUCAGAUCGCCCAAUAUCUGGGUGCUGAAGUCUUCACCACUGUUAGUUCCGAAGAGAAGAAGCAGUUACUCAGUGAACUCUACGGCAUAGACGACGAUCACAUUUUCUACAGUCGCGAUAUCUCCUUUGCCGAUGGAGUCAAACGAAUGACCAACGACCGUGGCGUUGAUGUCGUACUGAACUCAUUAUCUGGCGAGGCACUGGUGGCUUCAUGGGAAAGCGUUGCACCUUAUGGAAGAUUUAUUGAAAUUGGAAUUAAGGACAUUCUCGCGCACAAUACACUCCCAAUGUACCAUUUUGCUCGGAACGUGAGUUUCAGUGCUGUCGACUUGGCCGCCAUCAUGGUGGAACGCCCGUAUCUCUUACAGCAGGCCUUAAAGGCUGUGAUGGAUCUAAUUGCCGAAGGCACCAUGCAUGCUUCUAAACCAUUGCACAUUUACCCUGCUUCUGAAGUGGAGCAAGCGUUCCGCUAUGUGCAAAGUGGAAAGAAUACUGGCAAAACUGUAGUGGAGUUGAACGGAGAAGAUCAGAUAUCGACCGUUCUGCAGACUCGACCAACAUGCCAGUUUGGCCCCAAUGAAACAUACGUGAUAGCAGGUGGUCUUGGUGGCCUUGGUCAAAACGUUACUCGGUGGAUGGCGAGCCGUGGAGCUAAAAAUCUCAUUUUGCUCUCCCGACGCGGCGCUCAGAGUGAAGAUGCUAAGGAUCUAGUUCGACAGCUCAAAGAGCUCAAGAUCCAAGUGGCCACUCCGGCAUGUGAUAUUACCGACAUUGAUGUGUUGAGUGAAGUCAUCGCCCGCUGCCGUCGAACGAUGCCCCCGAUUAAGGGCUGUGUUCAGGGAACAAUGGUUAUCCACGACAGUAUGUUUGCGGAAAUGUCUCACUUCGAGUGGAGAGAUGGCUUGGACUCCAAAGUGAUCGGCACGUGGAACCUGCACGCCGUCCUCCCUAAUGAUCUGGACUUCUUCAUCAUGAUGUCCUCUAUUUCCGGCAUCGGUGGAUUCGGUACCUUGGCAAAUUACGCCGCUGGUAACACAUACCUGGAUUCCAUCGCGCAGUACCGUGUUGCACGAGGUCAAAGGGCGACGUCUAUCGAUCUGGGUUUAUUUGAGGAUGCAGGGUACAUAGCCAAUGACGAGGCACUUGUCGAAAGGUGGAAAGGGGUUGGAUACUACAUUAAGAUGAAGCCAGAAGACCUUUUCCCUCUCCUGGAUUACUUUUGUUCUUCAUCUUUGCUGACGCCAUUGGAGUGUCAGCCACUUGUUGGCCUCAAUAAUCCAGCUACCAUACGUGCGGCGGAUAGGGAGGAACCCAAUUGGAUGCGCCAGCCGCUAUUCCGGCUCUUGUAUCAGCUUCCAAGUGCGAGCACCGAUACAGGUGCCACAGCUGGCUCCAAGGGCGAGGCCUCAUAUACCGGCCAAUUUAUCGCAGCAGCCUCGAAAGCGGAAGCCGGUGAUAUUGUUGCGGAGGCCCUCAUUAAGAAAGUCGCGAAGACGCUCGGUAUCCCAGAGGGAGAUAUGGAAGCAGAUCGGGGCAUGCAUCAUUAUGGCAUGGACUCACUGGUGGCUGUUGAGAUCCGAAGCUGGAUCUCCAGAGAUUUCGGCGCUGAUAUCGCGAUCUUCGAUAUCCUGGGGGGGGCGACAUUCUCUUCCACUGGUAUCUUGGUAUCUGAGAAGAGUACGCUGCGUCAGUCGAAAUAG
This is a messenger RNA of Aspergillus alliaceus, 7389 nucleotides long. RefSeq lists its product as uncharacterized. Gene Ontology annotation, biological process: secondary metabolite biosynthetic process; fatty acid biosynthetic process. Bases 1 to 7389 code for a protein of 2462 amino acids. The transcript has 12 exons. The record is from RefSeq and is a predicted model, not a curated record. Gene Ontology annotation, molecular function: 3-oxoacyl-[acyl-carrier-protein] synthase activity; oxidoreductase activity; fatty acid synthase activity. NCBI's taxonomy places the organism in Eukaryota, Fungi, Ascomycota, Eurotiomycetes, Eurotiales, Aspergillaceae.